AUGGCUUCUUCUAUUGCAGUGAAGCGAUUUCUCUCCUCCGCCCUUCUUUCAAGGUCUCUUCUUCGCCCCGUCGUCUCUUCCGCUUCGCGCUCUUUCAACACCAACGCCAUGCGCCAGCACGAUCAACACUCUGAAGACCGUAACGUUGAUGUCGAUCGUCGCUCCUUCCCUCGCACUCGCCGCGAAGAUCUUCUUCUCUCAGAUGUGUUCGAUCCGUUUUCUCCACCACGGAGCUUAAGUCAAGUCCUAAACAUGGUGGAUUUACUGACGGACAAUUCGGUCCUUUCUGCUGCUUCGCGACGCGGAUGGGAUGCGAGAGAGACAAAGGAUGCUCUGCUUCUCCGUUUGGAUAUGCCUGGACUCGGUAAAGAAGACGUGAAGAUCUCCGUCCAACAGAACACUCUUACCAUUAAAGGUGAAAAAGGUGCAAAAGAAAGUGAGGAAGAGGAGGAAAGUGGUCGUCGAUUCUCUAGCCGAAUUGAUUUACCUGAAAAGCUUUACAAGAUUGAUGAGAUUAAAGCUGAGAUGAAAAACGGUGUGCUCAAGGUUAGUGUGCCUAAAAUGAAGGAAGAAGAAAGGAACAAUGUCAUUAACGUCAAGGUUGAUUAG
This is a messenger RNA of Lathyrus sativus (Indian pea), 609 nucleotides long. NCBI's taxonomy places the organism in Eukaryota, Viridiplantae, Streptophyta, Magnoliopsida, Fabales, Fabaceae. The record is from the annotation of a GenBank genome assembly.